This is a messenger RNA of Stereum hirsutum FP-91666 SS1, 1494 nucleotides long. Its product is annotated as cytochrome P450. Gene Ontology annotation, molecular function: monooxygenase activity; iron ion binding; heme binding. The transcript has 15 exons. Lineage: Eukaryota; Fungi; Basidiomycota; Agaricomycetes; Russulales; Stereaceae. The coding region runs from base 1 to 1494 and encodes 497 amino acids. The record is from RefSeq and is a predicted model, not a curated record.
AUGUACUCUCUGACUAUCCCAGCGCUCGGGGUCCUCGCUAUCAUCGUGCUAUACGUGUGGCCGGGUGUGGCUUCCACGGGAAGUAAAGCAAGAAGGAAACUUCCUCCUGGACCACCUCGCCUUCCGUUCGUCGGGAGUCUUUUUCAUCUGCCGAAAGGCCAUGACUGGUUAGUGUAUGAACAGUGGGGGAAGAAGUAUGGCGGCGACCUCGUUCAUAUAGAUGUUCUAGGUUCAAAUAUCUUCGUCGUGAACUCAGCGAAAGCUGCCAAUGAGCUAUUCGAGAAGAGGUCCUCGAAAUAUUCAGAUCGUCCCUCGUUAACAGCGUUGACGCAACUUCUCGGGUUCGAUUGGACACUGGUGUUUUGUCCUUAUGGAGACAGAUUCAGAGCGUUCAGGAAAGGAUUCCAUACAUAUCUCUCCCCUGAUGCAGUCAAAGAUUAUCGCCACAUAGAACGCAAAUCAAUUCAUCGACUCCUUUGUAAUCUCGCAGAAAAGCCGGAAGAAUUUACGGGGCAUCUCAGGCAUAUGGCAGGCGCUAUCAUACUUGCUAUUGCGUUCGGUAUCGACGUCAAGGCAGAGAAUGACCCCCAUGUCGAGACGGCUGAGAAAGGUUUGCAGACGGUUACAGCUGGGAGCACGACUAGAGCGGCUAUGUAUGAUUUCUUUCCGAUAUUGAUGCGAAUUCCAUCAUGGAUUCCGGGAGCUGGGUUCAAAAAGGAGGCGAAUUCGUUGCGUCGCUUUCCAAGGGCUAUGUUGGAGGACCCAAUGCAAGCCACGAGGGAGGCCAUGGCUGAGGGCAGGGCUACCUCUUCGGUGGCGUCUGCAAUGUUGGCUAAGCUGGAGAGUCAAUCAACUCUAAAAUCAGAGAUUGACGUGGAAACCGUUUGCGCCCUGCAAAUAUUUUUCUUGGCCAUGACAACUCAUCCGGAGAUCCAGAGGCAAGCGCAGAGCGAGAUUGAUGCUAUCAUUGGUCAGGACAGACUUCCUGACUGGGAUGACGAGACAUCGCUGCCAUAUGUGGGAGCUUUGGUUAAGGAGGUACUGAGGUGGCGUAUUGUAACACCGUUGGGCGUCUACCAUCGUCUAAUUGAGGACGAUGUCUACGGUGAAUACUUCCUACCGGCCGGCUCUACAGUCGUCGGAAACAUAUGGGCUAUCACGCACGACGAAGCUGUGUAUCCUGAUCCUAUGAGCUUCAAGCCUGAAAGGUUCCUCGAAUCAACCGUUGACUUCCCAGAGAUGGUGUUUGGGUUCGGCCGUAGAAUUUGUCCCGGGAGGCAUCUAGCACUUGAGUCUCUCUGGCUGGGUGUGGCGUCCAUUCUGGCCACUUAUGAUAUUUCGAAGGCCGUCGAUGAAAAUGGAAGGGAGAUAGAGCCUGUGGAUGAUUGUGUGUCUGGUAUUGUUGCGUACCCGUUACCCUUCAAGUGCAGCAUUCAACCGAGAUCGGCUGUCACUGAAAGGUUGGCGGUUGCUCCACUCGUUUGGAAUAACUGA